AUGCCGGCCGCCACCUCCGACUUCAAGCCGAUCACGCUGGCCGAGAUCCAGAACGGGCUGUGCCCCUCCGAUCGUCCGAUCCGUAUCCUCGUGGAGGGUACCUACGAUCUGUUCCACAUCGGCCAUAUUGAAGUUCUGCGCCAGGCGAAGCAGGCAUUCCCCAAUGUCUGCCUUGUCGUUGGAGUGAACACGGACGUGGACGUGAUCAAGUACAAGGGCGGCAGGCCGGUCAUGUCGUACGCUGAACGUCUUCGCGCCGUUCUUGAGUGCAAAUACGUAGACGAAGUGCUGUCCGAUCACCCGUUCUACUUCUCUCUCGACUAUGUCAAUCAGAUCCAAUGUGAUCUGGUGGCCCACGAUGAUCUACCCUACAACACCGGGGGAGCCAUCCAGGGUUCCGAUGGCGAUGAUUUCUACAUGCGAUUCAAGCGCGUCGAUCGUUUCCUGGCCACCCAGCGAACGGAGGGCAUCUCGACGACGGAUCUGAUUCAGCGUAUUCUCAACGCCCAUGAGGAAUACAUGGAGCGAAACCGGAAGCGCGGUCUGGCCCCGGUGGCCGUGAUGGCAGCCGAAUGC
Molecule: messenger RNA, 576 nt
Organism: Mesorhabditis spiculigera
Lineage: Eukaryota; Metazoa; Nematoda; Chromadorea; Rhabditida; Rhabditidae
Source: the annotation of a GenBank genome assembly